CGCGCCCCCCUCCGGCGGGUCCGGGGGUCGUGGGGCGCCAUGCUGGCCGUGCUGGGACUCGCCCGCAGAGCCGCGCUGCCCGGGGCCACGGCCAAGGGGGGCCUGGAGGCGGCCCUGGGCCGGGCAGCGCACGUGACCCCCGGCGGGCCGCGGGCCCGAGUGGAAGAGGAAGCGGCGGAGCCCCGUCCCGGCUCAAGUCCCUUCAGCAUCUACCCUCCGGUCCCCGGCCAGGAGAGCACCCUGUCUUGGGGAGGAAGGACGUUCGAAGAUGUUCCGAUAGCGCACGUCAAGGCCACGUACAACAACACCCACAUCCAGGUGGUCUCCUCCAAGAACCAGCCCCUGGCCCGCACGUCCUGUGGGACCGAGGGGUUCAAGAACGCCAGGAAGGCCACGGGCAUCGCCGCACAGACGGCCGGCAUCGCGGCCGCGGCGAAAGCCACGGUGAAGGGGGUGACCCACGUGCGGGUGGUGGUGAAAGGCCUGGGGCCGGGGCGCCUGUCGGCCAUCAAGGGGCUGACCAUGGGCGGCCUGCAGGUCAUCUCCAUCACGGACAACACCCCCGUCCCGCACAACGGCUGCCGCCCACGCAAGGCCCGCCGGCUCUGAGCGGGGUGGCGGGGCUCGGGGGGCUCCGCUCCUCACCUCGCCCCUCCGCGGGGUCCCGGGCCACGGGCCGAGACGGGGGAGAGGAGGCGAGCUGCUCCUCCGUCUCACCCGGUUUUGAAAUGAAAAUGUCUCUUCCGGUC
Molecule: messenger RNA, 749 nt
Organism: Ornithorhynchus anatinus (platypus)
Lineage: Eukaryota; Metazoa; Chordata; Mammalia; Monotremata; Ornithorhynchidae
Gene: MRPS11
Product: mitochondrial ribosomal protein S11
Exons: 6
Coding region: 40-609 (189 amino acids)
Biological process (GO): translation; maturation of SSU-rRNA from tricistronic rRNA transcript (SSU-rRNA, 5.8S rRNA, LSU-rRNA); ribosomal small subunit assembly
Cellular component (GO): ribosome; mitochondrial small ribosomal subunit
Molecular function (GO): small ribosomal subunit rRNA binding; mRNA 5'-UTR binding; structural constituent of ribosome
Source: RefSeq, a predicted model, not a curated record